Ictalurus punctatus (channel catfish) is the source of this 1483-nucleotide messenger RNA. It is a transcript of the gene eri1, whose product is annotated as exoribonuclease 1. The transcript is spliced from 8 exons. Gene Ontology annotation, biological process: exonucleolytic trimming to generate mature 3'-end of 5.8S rRNA from tricistronic rRNA transcript (SSU-rRNA, 5.8S rRNA, LSU-rRNA). Gene Ontology annotation, molecular function: 3'-5'-RNA exonuclease activity; nucleic acid binding. Bases 174 to 1175 code for a protein of 333 amino acids. The record is from RefSeq and is a predicted model, not a curated record. Gene Ontology annotation, cellular component: cytoplasm; nucleolus. NCBI's taxonomy places the organism in Eukaryota, Metazoa, Chordata, Actinopteri, Siluriformes, Ictaluridae.
GGACUUAUAUUUUGAAAAUAAAACAGCACUUCCGGUUAUGAAUAUCUCCUCUACCGGGAGCUCUCUGUCGGAAGCUUUGGCGUCUUUUUGCUCUCUCCUGCUUUCCAGUUAUUUUUAUUCAGGAGAAGGCGCGAAACGGAGCCAUGGCGGCGCGCUGAGGAAGUAAAGCUGUAAUGGAGGAACAGAGUAAAAAAGUCCUUUUUAAAUCCGAAAUGACGGAAUGUGGGAGCGAGCAGAGGAACAGCGGCGAGUCUAAAUCCGAACAGGAAAACGGCUCGUGUAAAGAAACGGCACCUGCGGAUUUCAGUGAUCCGGUGUAUAAAGAGCUCUCUCUGGCCAACGGCACCAUUAACCGCAUGAACAGAGAUGAACUGCGUGCUAAAUGUGCUGAGCUCAAGCUGGACACCAGAGGUGUGAAAGACGUGCUGAAGAAGCGUCUUAAGAACUACUAUAAGAAGCAGAAGCUGAAGCAGUCGGCGACGGCCGGCUCCGACGGCUCGUAUUACGACUACAUCUGCGUGGUGGACUUCGAGGCGACGUGUGAAGAGAAUAACCCGCGGAACUUUAUCCACGAAAUCAUCGAGUUCCCCAUGGUCCUCAUCGACAUGCACACUUUGGAGAUUGUCGAUUCGUUUCAGGAAUACGUGAAGCCCCAGUUGAACCCGAAGCUCUCGGAUUUCUGCGUGGAGCUAACAGGAAUAACACAGAAAAUGGUGGACGAGGCGGAUCCGUUCCCUCGCGUUCUUCGCCGAGUGGUGGACUGGCUGCAGGAGAAAGAGCUGGGCACCAAGUACAAAUACACUCUGCUAACAGACGGAUCUUGGGAUAUGAGUAAAUUCCUUCACACGCAAUGCCGACUGAGUCGACUCCGAUAUCCUCAGUUUGCAAGAAAUUGGAUCAACAUCAGAAAGUCUUAUGGAAACUAUUAUAAGGUGGCUCGGACCCAGACGAGGCUGAACUGCAUGUUGGAGAAUCUCGGCAUGCGGUACGAGGGCCGACCGCACUGCGGCCUGGACGACUCACGCAACAUCGCCCGUGUCGCCAUCCGCAUGCUGAAGGACGGCUGUCGGCUGCGCGCGAACGAGCGUCUGUACGAAGGCGAGCUGCAGAACGUGUCCAGCACAGUGGUGUUGGAAGGAGCUCCGCCUCCUCAGUACCCCAAAAGCAGAGACUGAUUCAGUAGAGUAUUUGGUAAGCAGGCAGUAAGUGAGCAGGAGUGGAAAUGAGUGUGGGGAAUUUGAUUUGACAAAAAGCGUGCUUUGUUUACUGCCAGUUCGUAAGAUUAAUAAUAACGACCGGACCAAAUCUCCUGUCUGUGUUUUUAUACUAUGCAUCAUUUCUCACAAGCACAUUUCACAAAGAAGUCUUUUAUUUUGGAUUUUACAUCUCCAAAUUCAUUCUUUACUCUUUAGCAGCAAUCAUCCUGAAUCUGCACCCGUAUUUUUUUUUUUAACAUAACAAUAAAGUGCCAUUCCAGUUUUAA